Molecule: messenger RNA, 1851 nt
Organism: Corvus hawaiiensis (hawaiian crow)
Lineage: Eukaryota; Metazoa; Chordata; Aves; Passeriformes; Corvidae
Gene: SERTM1
Product: serine rich and transmembrane domain containing 1
Exons: 4
Coding region: 864-1187 (107 amino acids)
Cellular component (GO): intracellular membrane-bounded organelle
Source: RefSeq, a predicted model, not a curated record
GCGGGAGCCGGGCCCGGGGCCGCGCAGGGGGAGCGGGGAGCGGAGCUGCCCCAGCGGGGCGGCUGCGGGCAGGAAGGUGCCGCACUGCCGCUUGCGCCUGAGCCGAAGCAUCCCGAGCCUUUUCGAGGGAGGUCGAAACUCCGGGUGUGGGGUGGUUUUUUCUCCCCCUGCCCGUCAGCCGGUGCGCGUUGUUCGUGCCCUCGGUGCGAGCGGAGCCUCGGCGGGCACGGCUGCCCGGCGGCCGAGCGCUGUUGCUGUUCCCGCAGCGCCGGGGCCGCUCGCUCCCGCUGUCCAGCACCGAGCGGCACCGCGCCGGCUGAGGCGGGUCCCGGCGGGUCCCCGGCGGGUUUGGGAAGCUGCUGUGCGCCCUGGAACAGGUCCCGCCGUGCCUCGCCCGUGCUGCUGCUCCGAGGGGGCAUCUUCAGCGGUUUGCCUGUCCUGUGCUGUAACCAGGGGCGUUCGAUUUUCACAAGCGUUUAACCGAGGGGCUUUUCUCAGCAUGCAGUCCCUUUAGAUUCGGGCGUGAUCACCAACCACAUCUUCCGCAUUGGACAAUCGGCUUCUAUUUCCGUGUCUUCUUCCUGCUUUUUUCAGGAAUGCAAAGAAAACCCAAUUACCUAGCAAGAAGGUGAAGCUGACAUCUGACUCUCUGGGGCUUAUUCCUUCAAGAAGAUCAGGUUCUGAAGGAUAUAAUCUUAAAUUGUCCUGGGCUUGAGCAGUAAAGGAUAAAUUCAUUCACUGGCUGACUUGUCAUCUCACCAUUGUGAUGGAAAAAUGUUCGCUUUAAAGAAACCCUUUUCCUGCUACUAAAACUGCCCUUGAAAUACAAGAUCUGUUGUGAUUUUUAAAACACAAACCCAGUAAUGUCAGAACCCGACCCUUCAUCUGGAUUUGUGGGAAACAUGGAAAACGGGACUUUUCUGGAGCUGUAUCCCACCUCCCUUUCAACUUCAGUGGAUUCAUCACCUGGCCGUUUAUCCAACGUCUAUGUCUAUGUUUCUAUAUUCCUUAGUCUCUUAGCUUUUCUCCUUUUGCUACUGAUCAUUGCACUUCAGAGGCUGAAAAACAUAAUUUCUUCCAGUUCCUCAUACCCUGAAUACAAUAGCGAUGCUGGAAGUUCGUUCACUAAUUUAGAGGUUUGCAGUAUUUCUUCCCAGCGCUCUGCUCUCUCAAACCUUUCUUCAUGAAAAUAAAUGAAAGGAAACAUACAAGGAAUGGAAGAGCUUUGUCUAGUUUCUUGGGAAGGUAGUGCAUGUAACAUUUGCCUUAGGAGACUAUUAUCAAGAGGUGUUUUUAAAAGUUUCCUCAUCUUUUUUCCCCUUUCCUUUUCUAGUCUCCAUUUCCCCUUUAACUAAUUUUCAUUUUGGACAACGGAUAAUGACACCUGACCAUCAUUUCUUGCCUGUAAUAGUGAUGCUGUCUCUUUCUCAUACAUAUAUGGUGUUCAUUAAGAGUAUUCCUGCCAAAUUGUAACACAGUUCUAACGGGAUGUGUCAUUUUUCUGCUCUAGUUGUGACCCCUUCCCUGGUCUUGUGUCAGCAAUAUGCUGACUACUUUUCUUUUCCUUUUUUAAUUAUAUAAGGACUUCUGGAUGAAAUCCCUAUUGCUAAAGUACAAAAAAAUCCACUUAAGUUAUAAAUAUUGGGACAAUUUAAAAUUGCUGAUACUGUUUCCUUUUUUUCUUUUUAAUUUUCACAUAUUUUUCAGUAUUUAUUGAUGUUUAUAAACACAACUAAUUCUUGAAGAAUGUUGAUUUUUUUUAUUUGUACUCCCAACUCAUUCUGUACAAAGUCUGUAUUUCAGUUUUUGAGUCUCUUUGGUUAACUUAGUAAAGUGACUACAAUAACGAUG